Molecule: messenger RNA, 4427 nt
Organism: Malurus melanocephalus (red-backed fairy wren)
Lineage: Eukaryota; Metazoa; Chordata; Aves; Passeriformes; Maluridae
Gene: ORMDL3
Product: ORMDL sphingolipid biosynthesis regulator 3
Exons: 4
Coding region: 146-607 (153 amino acids)
Biological process (GO): ceramide metabolic process; negative regulation of ceramide biosynthetic process; intracellular sphingolipid homeostasis
Cellular component (GO): endoplasmic reticulum membrane
Source: RefSeq, a predicted model, not a curated record
GCGUGCCGCGGAGGGGCGGGCCGAGGGGCCGCCGGGAGCGCACCGGGAGCGCACCGGGAGCGCGGCGGAGAGAGCGCCGGCUCUGCCGAGCCGAGCCGGGCCGGAGCGGGCGGGAGCGGGGUUCCCGUCAGCCACCAGAGCCAGGAUGAACGUGGGAACGGCGCACAGCGAGGUGAACCCCAACACCCGAGUCAUGAACAGCCGCGGCAUCUGGCUGUCCUACGUGCUGGGCAUCGGGCUGCUGCACGUCGUGCUCCUGAGCAUCCCCUUCUUCAGCGUCCCCGUGGUCUGGACUCUCACCAACAUCAUCCACAACCUGAGCAUGUACAUCUUCCUGCACACUGUGAAGGGAACCCCCUUCGAGACCCCGGACCAGGGCAAGGCRCGGCUGCUCACGCACUGGGAGCAGAUGGAUUAUGGAGUGCAGUUCACCGCUUCCCGCAAGUUCCUCACCAUCAUGCCCAUUGUGCUGUAUUUUCUAACCAGCUUUUACACUAAGUACGACCGGAUACACUUCAUCAUCAACACUAUCUCCCUCAUGAGCGUCCUGAUCCCCAAACUGCCUCAGUUCCACGGAGUCCGGAUCUUUGGGAUCAACAAGUACUGAGCRGCGUGGCUGGGGCGGAUGGCGGAGGAGCAGGGCAAAGGGGGGAUUCCUUCCCUCCAGCCCCGUUUCCUCCCCCCACGCAGACUGGGAUGUGGUUUUGCAGCGGCUGYUUGAACGCAGAUCCCAACAGACACAUUCCGCAUGCUGGAUCCUCGUGCCCAAUAAAUCCAAACCAGCUCCAGAGUAGAGUUUAGUGCGGAGCAGRACGCGCGACACCGGAUUUCUCUUAUCCCAGGGUCAUCAAUAGAUGCAAAACCACUGAGACUUUGAGGUACAACAAGGAUGAAUUCUGGGAAGAGUCUCAUCUAUUCCAGACAUGGAAUGACGAGAAUAGGGAUGAGGGGAAAAGCUUUUAGUGCUGGUACUAUUGCUGUGGUAAAUGCACUUUAAAAUACAUUUCCCUUCCUGAAGAUGGGUGCUUUGAGCAGGAUGUGGGGGAAAUCCAAAGGGAUACAGCCAGACUUUCCCAKGACUGGAUUGUUUUGGGAUCUGAUUUCCAGUUUUAGGUGGGGAGUGGGAGGGGAAAGUGAAUGACAAGRUUUUGAUUUGCAGUCGUUGACACCACUGAGAAGGGAAGUUUUUUUUCCUAAAAGCAGCRCAGGAAGGAAUAACCUACAGUUUGACAAAGCUUUCAGUUUCCUACAGAACCAUCCAUGUGGUCCAGGGAAAAGGUGGAUAGAUCCUAAAUCAUAUUAUUUUCAGUUUAUACCCAAAUCUGCCCAGGUAACUCCACUCCCCACCCCAAACUGCUACUUUUAACACACAGGGGCUCAGUGGGCAUUUGGAUCAAGGGCUGGGGUAGGUGAUUUAAUGACUGACAACAAAUGCCAUGGAGCUCCUUAGAACAUGGACACGUGUGGGAGAGGCUGAUGAUGGACAGGUACCACAGGAGGGCUGAUUGCUCUAAUCAAGCACACAGCCAUCCUUGAAUUUCAUUGGAAUUUUUUUCCUCACUUCAGCUCCUUGGUUGCUUAAGUGCAUGUGACUGGGAUUUGCCAGUUCUCCAUGRACUCAGGGGAAAUGAGAGUUAGAUUUCUGGCUUACCUGGAAAUCUGUCCCUCAGCUCCCUGCCCAAGGGCUGCRUGAGCAGCAGCAUCAGCAGAAGGAAAUAAUAAUAAUUUGAAAACAAAUUUUUUCAUAGAGGAGCAAAAUUGAGCCUUUUCCUCCUAAAAUUGCCCCCUAAAUAAAGCCAUCUUAGGUUUCCUGGCUGAGACAGACCCAAAAUUACCUGAUUUUCUUUUGGGUUGUGUGUCAGAUGGAAUGGGUUUCCCCUCAUGCUUCCCCAUGAAAAUCUGUGUUUUUGUUGUCUUAGUGCUUACAUUGUUUCACCUUUUUUGACAAUGGUAUAAAUCUUUUAAAUGUACUGUUUUAUUUCCUGCAGUAGCAAACCAGGCUUUAGAGGCUGUGGUGGAGAGUGUUGAGCUGUUGGAUGGUCUGAGCAUAGGAUAUGGAAAGCGGAAUUUSAGAUCUGUUACUACUCCAUGCAUAAUUUUAGGCAAGGUGCUUCACUUUCUCAGACUUCCAUGGGACUGCUCCAGGGAAGGGAAAAUAUUCCAUGUACCUUAGAGGGCUGCUGGAGUGCAGUGAGAAUCACUCCCUAAUAUGUUUGAGAAGUGGAAAUAKAAGUGAAAAGGAAGUUUUCAAGCAGGUAGAAAAAGAAAAGAGUCUGGCUGGAGACCCAGGGUGUUGACAGAUGUGCAAUUUCCUUGACAGGGAGGUUAAACCUUCAAUGCAACCCCCAGGAUGCAAGAGCUGCUGCUUUAGUUAAGGUACUCUCUACCCUAAUCGGCUCUUUUAGCUACUGACAAUGAUAAUUGUAAUCAAAAUAGAGAUAUUUCAUCAAUCAGUUGGGAAAUGACACAGACAUGAGCAAUAUUCCUGUGGGAAAGGCCACUCCAGGGAGGGGCAGAUCCUGGCAGGGUGGCUGAGGCURGACCUGAAAUGUUGACUCUGGUGAUGAACAGACCUGAGUGUCUGCCCAGACACAACUUUCAUCUCCAGAGKAAAGAAAACUAAUUAUUUUGGUAGAAAACAAGGGGAAAAACUUUUUUUUUUGCAACAUGAACAGUCUCUAGAUGCUUUCAAACACGACUUCUCAGAGACAGACAUAUGCUGGGUAUUUCUAAGCAUAUGCACAUCACAGAUUGAUAAGUUUAGAACAAUUAUUAGUUAAAGGAAUCAGCAUUUUUUUAUGAGAUACAACAAYUCCCAGUGUCGCCUUGAAGGCAUUACAACAGCUGUGGGUUUGAACAUGUUACUUGUGCUGGUCAUUGAUUCUAUGGAUAUCUGACCCUGUUUUCUUAAAUUAAAGAUCAACUGGGACCYGGAAUGGGAAUAUAAACUUCACAAACAAGCAGGUUCUAAAGCCUAAAGUCCUAAACUUACUGUAAUCAAGGUUUUGCCUAGCAACAAAAGUAUACUUGUUUUGAUUUCUCUCCUUUACAUAAAUGAUCAAAACAGUCAACACAGGAGUCAUGUGAACAUGACAUUCUUUUAAACAUGGGUGUGGUGUUUUUCCAUAGAAUAACCAAAAUUAGGAUUAUUCUAUGGAAAUAAGAAUAACUGUCAAGGGAAACAAAUGGGGACAGGAGAAAUACGGAAAGGAGUGAGUUGAAGAAAGAUUUCAUGUUCUAAUGUGUGUUAGGUAUUUAUAUAUGAUUAAUAAGUAUUUGAACAAUUACACAUUGGGUAGAAUCUUCCUUAAGGUCCCGACUUCUGGGUGGGUGUCAGGAUUAAUCAAAAAUAAAAGGCAGGAAGUUAAUUGUCAUUAAACCACAAUUCUUGGGUGUACCUGAGGCAGCCUGAAGUGAAAGGACARCAUGGGCAGGCUGAGGGGUUGUCAGAUGUGUCCUGACAGGGGACAGAUCAGGUGGGGGCAGAAAUGACACGUGAGCAGAACUYCUUGGAGAGUGGAGUUUUCCCCAGGUGCCUGCAUGGAGGAGAUAACGGAUUCUUACUGGUUUUACAUGGGAUUCUSAUCACACCAUGCUUGACAGAUUUCCUCUCACACUUGUCCUGUAUCAUGACUAGGGCACGUUCUCACUGCGGAGAUCAAAUUUCCUGUGACAGAGAAAUAAUUCCUAAGUAAGAAGGUACUUCAAGCUUUUAUCUUUUGUUCUGCAAUGAAAGAUAAAAGCUUUUGAAAGGCUGAAACUCUUCUCAGGAWCUGGCAGCAUCCUGUCCCAUCUUGUACUGGGCAAAGCCUCCUCAGCCACUGUCAGCACCACGCACGUAUCCAUGRGGUACGCCAGUCCCUGCUCCAGGACACUCAGAAAACCAGCAAGUCCUCCCAGCCUGAUGCUCCUGAAUCAGGGAUCCUGACUUGGGAGUUGUUUCACAGGGCUGCCAGGCUGGCAAAYAGACCAGACCUUUGCAGGAAAAAGCCUUUAAAAUAAACUAGAUGGAGGGCUACUUAAUUCUCRAGUACUUUUAUGUUUGAAUCACUGUUCAGUUUUGGGUUGUUUUUAGAAGCUCGGUACUGGCCCUCGAGGAGGGGACAGCAGUGAGUUAACACAUUAAUAUUCCUUCUUGUGACUUAUGUUGCUUUAUCAUUGCCUAGAAUAUCUUUUAAGCAUGCGAGUGUUGGUGUAUCCGUAUCCUCCUUGGAUCAGUUAAAUCAGCUGAAUUAGUUGGGAGGGUUUUUUAAAGGAAUGUUCUGUACAGAGUUUUAGGGGUAUUUUUCCCAGUAGCCUUCUUUUUGCUGUGGAUACAGGAGUCUCAUGUAGAGAACUUUCUAAAAUAAAGUGUGAAUAUUUUUAUUACUCCUUUGUACAGUAUUCUAAGAGAGACUAAUAAAAGUGAACUAUUCAGGUAAAAACUU